Molecule: messenger RNA, 309 nt
Organism: Cladocopium goreaui
Lineage: Eukaryota; Dinophyceae; Suessiales; Symbiodiniaceae
Source: the annotation of a GenBank genome assembly
AUGGCAGAAAAGGAUCUGCCUGCCGAGUUUCCACUUUCAGAUGAUGAUGAAGAUCCAAUUGUGGUGUCAGUGAAUAUGGGCGUGGAUCUGAUGAAUGUGAUCCAAGUGAAGGUGCCCGAGGUGAACGACGCCGAUGGCGCCGUCCCCAGCGCCGUCGUGAGGUUUCUGGUCCCGGAGACCGCGACCGAAGCACGCCGGGAUCCGCCGACACAGAGCGCGUGGCAUCGAUCCACUUCGCGACUCAAGACAACCGCAAUGAGUCUGGUCAACAUCGAAUUUAAGCGCAGCAAUUGGUCGGAACUUGCGCAG